AUGGCUUCUUCAUCAUCAACAUCGUCAAAAUUCGUGACACGAGAAGAGUUCCAUGCUUUCCACAAGCUUGACAGAGCUCUUUUCAGUCGUCUUGUCUUAAGUCUAAGACGAGACAUUAGCCAGUCUCUUCAGGUAAUGAGCUUUCUCCUCCACCUCGAGAAAACUGGUCUCUUGAGAAACAUAAUCGUGAAUCUUGUCUAUUUACCCGAUUUUUUCAUCAACGCCGUGGCUGAAGAAGCCGUGUUGUGUCUGAGUUGCUUGUCUUACGAAGAUUUCUCAACGUUCGUUGCCACUUUGGGGCAAAACACCAACUCAUUUACCAUACCAUUGAUCACUCGUAUGACUGGAGAGUACCUUAGUCUCGCAGUCAUCCACAAGAACCGCGAAAACAUUCUCCUUGAGAUGAAGAAGCACUUAACUCGUAUAUGCUACCCAGCUUUUGAGGACAUAUGCGUGCACGCUGAGAAGGAGAAGAUGUAUACUGUGGAGAGGGAAAAGGCGAUAGAGAAGAUGAGCCAGCUUGGAAUUAGCAGGAUUGUUAGUAAGGCUGGUCAAAAAGAAACAAGUAAUCACGUAGCAGGAACAAACAAGGUUUCUGGUGCAUUCUCCGAUGAUGAGCAAGUGAAUGCAGACGAGAGGACUGUCUUCCUCACGUUUUCUAGAGGAUACCCAAUUUCUGAAGCGGAAGUGCAUGCUUUCUUCACCAGGAGAUUUGGGGAAAUUAUAGAAUCCAUACACAUGCCUGGAGUGGAAGGGAAUGGGCAGGCGCUGUAUGCAAAGAUGGUUUUACAUUCUGCCUCCAAGAUUCCAGAGAUUGUAGAAAAUGGUGGGGACACCAAAACCAAAUUCACCAUCAAUGGAAAACAUGUUUGGGCUCGAAAAUUCCUUCCCCAAUCUUCCAACAGUCUUCCCCAAUCUUCCAACAGUCUUCCCCAAUCCUGUGGAGUCUCUCUCUAG
Eutrema salsugineum is the source of this 957-nucleotide messenger RNA. RefSeq lists its product as uncharacterized. Bases 1 to 957 code for a protein of 318 amino acids. The record is from RefSeq and is a predicted model, not a curated record. NCBI's taxonomy places the organism in Eukaryota, Viridiplantae, Streptophyta, Magnoliopsida, Brassicales, Brassicaceae. The transcript is spliced from 2 exons.